AUGCUGUCCCUCAAGUGGAUUCUCCUCUUCUGUCUUUGCUUCUUCAGCAAUGUAGAAGCGAUACCUCGCAUCCUGACUCCAGACAUCGGAGUCUUCGUGGGUGCAGCGGGCGCAGUCGGCUUCGCGGGCCUUGUAGGUUGGAAUCUCCUAAGACCCUCAAAGACCGGGAAUAUCCCAGUACAAUCCCAUAGAGACAGAGUCACGUUCAGCGGUUCCAGUUUAUUACCGAUGCCAACGGCUACACCCACGGGUUUUGAAGCGCCCAGCAUUGUCAAGACAGUCGUAUCGAAAGGCAGCACAGAUGUGGUUCCACAGUCGAUGUGUCGUUCCGCUGUCCCAAUGACACGAUUCUUCGAGGUUGAAGCAUGGAGCAAUGGCACCAUAAUCUACAUUGAAGAGAUCGCUGGGCUCCGAGUUGGGGACCUCAACAACAGAUAUUCAAACGGCUCUGUCUCUGCGAUGAAAGAGACUUUCACCCUUUCCGAAGAGCUCGAAGAGGACAACAGUCAGGCUAGCGGUGUUUCCUGGAGCAUAAACAUCCCUGAACCUCAACCGCCUGCGCUCAAUGUGUCCUCUUCACCGUGGGAGCUUGCCUGGAUCUUUUUAAAUGUGCAUGCAGACAGAAAGUUGAGGCCAGUCAUCGAGUCUGCCAGAAGAGACUUCUUUAUCGUCCUAGACUUCUUGAACAAAGCGCUCACUCUGAUCCUGAAACUGGUAUCAACUCAUCCAGCAAGGGCCGUAUUUAUUCUGGUCGGCGUUCCACUGGUGACCAAGUUCGGUUCUGCGGUGGCAAGGAGAGGCCUCAUAAUGCUGUCCCUCUAUGCUCCUCUCAUUAUCCUCCUUCUGCAAGACAAUUUAGACAGAUAUAUCGGGUGGUAUGCAGGGAGAGAAGAAGAACCAGAGCUCAACACCGAGGUUGCUACUGAGCCUCUGCCUGUUGAAGAGCAAGUGUCUACCCCCGAAUUGCAAACGGAAGCUCCACUGGACUUGACCCCAGCAGGUGAUGAAGAAGACAGUCUCCCCGGGGAGUUUUUUGAUGCAGCGGAGCGUGAUAAUGAGGAGAGCCUCCCCGGAGAGUUCCUCGAUUCCGCAGAACACUUACCAUCGUUAGGACCAGUGGAAGCCUCUCCGCUAACUUGUGAUCCUGAGAAUUAUAAAGCCACUGGAAUCUUCAAAGCGCCGCCAGCGUCAAAGGUAUCGCAGCUAUCGCCUUCCCGGAAGACAAGUAUUAGACAGCGGACCGAUGAGAAUCAAAUGCAUGGACGUCUCCUCCGUGACCAAUUGUUUGGCAGACGCUGGAAAGACUCUACCUCAACAGCUGCCCAGGGGCUGGAAGACCUCAGUUCCAGGAAAGCGCUGGAAGAACAGGCCGAGCCUUCACACCUGCAGAAACCAGGAGUUCCGACUGAGAGUCACGAUCAGCUCCAACCAGCUCAUCUGGUCGCAGAGGAAUCUGAAUGCACUGUUACUCUCGAAUCCGAGCAAGUGCCUUCCCCACAAUCGAGCUCGAGCAUCAUGCCUUGUUCAACAGACAUUCCCAUGUUCCAACAGUCGCACGGGAACGAACCUGUAGAGAGACAGCUCGAGUCAACUGUCUCCGACAAGCAUGACGACGUGACGUCCAGAUCCUUCCCCACUGGGAUAUAUAACGAUACUGUGUCGACAGAGACUGAGUCUUCCUUUCACUCCGGUUUACAUCAUGGUCCCAUGCCGCAACCUGGGCAAGGGCAACCUGCCAUGUAUGCUUCCGAACCCACUUCUCCAGAAGGCGAAAGCAUCAUCUUGCCUUCUGAGACCGUCCAUUCUCCCACGCAUUCAAAUAUUUCGUCGAUUCCUACGGAGGACGACAAGAAGAUCGAGGAUGACAAGGACGAGAACGGCAGUCCACAGGGCCCUGGUCCAUCAACACGCAUACUAGAAGCAAUUCCAGAAGAGGAACAGCCCGAGGAGAGCACAGACAACUCUCUUCACAACAACGAUGGCAAUAGCAACGACCAAGCAUGCCGCAAAGGAUCGACCAGUAAAAACCCGCUCUCCCCGACCAGAUUUGGCAGUGCCGGCGGAGUUGCGUACGACUUUGGCUCUGCCCUGGCUACCGCACAAGAAAGACUGAAGGAAUUAACUCGACCUUCUAUUCGAGGGACCGAUGGUGCCUCUGGAGCCACUGGCGACUGCACCGACUGUGGCACCACUGAAUUUGGCUACUUGCUCGAUUCAAACGCCCCUGUCUCGACUCCGUCAAAGCAGCCAAUUGUCGACGUGUUCAAUGGUACAGGCGGUGGUCGUCGCGGUGGACUCCGGAGCCAGACACAAGCAGUAGGUACAGCGGCUAGUCGGUCUGAACGUGGCCGUGGGGUCACCUUUGCAACAGAAUCUGACGGAUCAGUCGUCAACCAGACGUACUACUUCCAGAUAGAGGAGGCGCCUGUAGCAUUGCGAGACUCGAUGGUCGUAGAUGCACAAGGACAACAAGCCACUGGCGUUCAAGUUUCGACCGAGCAACCGCCCGCGGCAUUGCCGGACUCAAUGCUUGUAGAUGCGCAAGGACAACAAGCCACAGGCGUUCAAGUUUCGACAGAGCAACCGCCUUCGGUCGUUUCUGCAUCUGCUGGCGAGCAACAACCAUUCAACUUCGUUGCACCAGAUCCCGCCCCCGGAUAUAAAACUCAAGCAGAAGAGGAGCCCCAUGUUGCGUCUCAAGUCACCCCUGCUUUCUUCUCGGCCUUGGAUUCCUGGAGCCGCAUGCCUGCCGACUACCGAACGCAAGCUCUUGCAGAGUGGGCAUUGGGACCUCAGAUCUUACCCCCUGUUGCCAACACGGCGGAGCCAGAGCCUAUUGAAGCGGCAGAGGCUGCGGCAGAGGCCGAGCCUUCCCAAUCUGUGCCACACCUGGUGAACACCGAUGAGAUCUUGUCGGCCUCGAUGUCUGGACUAUUUCUGGGGCAGGAUCCAGUGAAUAUGGAUUAUGAACACGACGGCCCUGCACACGAAGUUCCAUUUGCACAACAAGUUUCUCAGGGUCCCCCUGUGUCACCGCAGUCCGCAGUUCAAGAACAGGCUGCUGCAAUCGCGCUAGGAUACAGGCCUGCACAUCCGGUUAGCAUGGAUAGUCAGCAGCACGACUCUGCAGCUUCGCACCAACCUAGGUCGCUGGAAGCCCAAGCUCAUCCGGUGGAAAUGCGGGACGAGUACAUGGCAGAUGUGGCCGCGGUUUCCGCAUUCGAUAAAGGUUCAACAUCCGACACUCCCCAGGCCAGCAGUACCCCUGCUUAUCCGUCGAUAUUCCCACAAUCGCAGGGCGACGGCUUUCCUCACUCCCCACUUCCUGGUUUAGACUUCUAUCAACAAGCGGACCUGGAAGCUGAACGGCGUCAGAGAGAUGAAUUCCGUCACUUACCCCAACGCAACCGGGCCACUCAAUACAGAGGAUCUGACCGAAAACCCUUGCCAAUGGAGUCUGUACGUUUCCGAUGCGAGCCUUCACAGCGAAGUGUGUUUCUUAGAGACUCUUCUCAGCAGACUCCGCAUAAGGGUCCACCUCAGCCCGCAGAGACCCUCUUGUCGAACAUGAGUAACGCGGCGACUCCACAGAAUCCAGGCAAUCAGGCUUUCCAAAGUAGCGACAUCCCAGCGGGUGGGACACAGUCCCAAGUCAGAGCAGCCGAAACGGGACAAGAUAGUCAACACUCGACGCCAAGCCGUGGCUCUAAGGACGAUGCCCAAAAAGAAAGCGACGCGACGGUUGAUGACCUUUCAUUUGAGGAAGAAGAUAUCCAGAACCAAAGCGGAAGGGUCAGUCAAUUCCCUCCACUUGAAGACGACGUCGCAGGACACGCAGUCACAGACUCAGGCUCGGAAGCCGAAUUCAUUGCGGAAGGCCAAGGAGAUUCUCUGGACGAUGAGUUCGACGCUGCCCAACUUGCAUACUUUCGACUAAGAGAAGAGUGUGAAGCGCAGCGCCGGCAGAUGGAAGAGGAAAGAGGCAAUGCCCAUCCUGCUAGUGGUGAACAAGAUCUGGAUGAAGACGAAGAGAGUGAGAGUGAAGAGGAAUCGGACGAAGAGGGGAGAGAGGACCCUUGGGGCGAAGACGACGAAGACGAAGACGAAGACGAAGAAGAAGAACAAGACAAUCACGGCGACGGAGGAGACGAGCACGGUGGCAGUGGAGGAUCCCAACAAGAACAAAGGCCGAGCGAUAUUGAGGACUUCGAUGACCGCGACGAGGAUGAAAAACACGAUGAAGACUGGAGUGAGGACGCCUUACUGGGCGAAGAAGACGGCUUCCCUUGCAGGGACCGAAUUUUUCGUGAGCUCAGCCGACUAGAGCAAAAGGUCCCCCAGCCUUUCGAGAUACCCGAACCAACGCGAAUAUUCGUCAACCGCAAGCAAGCCUACGUCCAUGCAUCGGUGGCCAAACACAUCUGGUGGUGUGUCACGGCGCAAGGCAGAGAAUGGUUGUUCAAUAAUUGGGAUGGUAUCAGAAAAUCACAUGGUUGGGACAUGAUAGAACGUUGCCAAGAGACUGUCGACAGGCAUGAGGAGGUGGAGGCCCAGCGGGAAGCGCAGUAUUGA
Molecule: messenger RNA, 4572 nt
Organism: Cladophialophora psammophila CBS 110553
Lineage: Eukaryota; Fungi; Ascomycota; Eurotiomycetes; Chaetothyriales; Herpotrichiellaceae
Exons: 1
Coding region: 1-4572 (1523 amino acids)
Source: RefSeq, a predicted model, not a curated record